AUGGCUCUUGAAUCCGAUCACGCCGAAGGCUCUGCUGCCGCUGCCGGCUCUGCUUCUAUCGAUCUCGAAAAGCGGGUAGAGAAUGAGAAGCUGGCGAGAAUAGACCAGCACUCCGAAGAGCACCACAGAGACUUGAAGCCUUCAGAAGAGCUGGAGAUCAGCGAUGUCCGCGAGGACGAGGAGCUGCUGCUGCCGCAGCAGGGCGAGAAGCCUGAGCCUCCAAAGAGCACAAUUGCAGGAACUCUGCUGUGGACUAGCAUCAACACGCUGGCCACAAUUGGCAUCGUCUUCACCAACAAAGCCAUCUUCUCGGACCCGUCUCUGAAGCUCGUGCAGCUCACCUUCGCCUGCUUCCAUUUCACCGUAACAUGGCUUACGCUCUACAUCCUGUCGCGCCCAAAGUUCAACUUCUUCCUUCCACGACGCACCACCAUUCGUGAAAUCCUCCCCCUCUCUGUAGCCAUGGCCCUGAACGUCAUCCUGCCCAACCUCUCUCUGGCCUUCUCGACUGUCACCUUCUACCAAGUAGCUCGGAUCCUGCUCACCCCGACCGUUGCUGCCAUGAAUUUUAUUCUCUACCGCGCCACCCUCCCGCGCGCUGCCCUCUUAGCCCUCAUCCCGGCCUGUGCUGGUGUGGGUAUGGUGUCUUACUACGACUCUCUUCCUAGCGGCGACGCGAAGGUCAAGACGACAUCGGGCCUCGGUAUCAUCUUUGCCUUCUCGGGCAUCUUCGCCUCGUCUCUUUACACCGUGUGGAUCGCGAGCUACCACCGCAAGCUGCAGAUGUCGAGCAUGCAGCUGCUCUUCAACCAGGCGCCUGUCUCGGCGUUCCUGCUGCUUUACGUUAUCCCCUUUGUCGACUCCUUCCCCACCUGGAGCACCGUUCCUGCCAGCCGCUGGAUGAUGAUUCUCAUGUCUGGCCUAUUUGCCGCCUUGAUCAACAUCUCCCAGUUCUUCAUCAUCGCACAGACCGGUCCGGUAUCUAGUACUGUUGUGGGUCACCUCAAGACGUGUACUAUCAUUGCCCUCGGAUGGGCUACCUCCGGCAGAGCCAUUGGUGAUAAGUCCAUUCUUGGCGUCAUGGUUGCCGUUGGUGGCAUCAUUGCAUACUCUGUCAUCAUGCUGAAGGAGAAGCAGAAGGCGGCUAAGAACACGAAAUAG
Grosmannia clavigera kw1407 is the source of this 1161-nucleotide messenger RNA. RefSeq lists its product as uncharacterized. The transcript has 4 exons. Gene Ontology annotation, cellular component: Golgi apparatus. The coding region runs from base 1 to 1161 and encodes 386 amino acids. The record is from RefSeq and is a predicted model, not a curated record. Lineage: Eukaryota; Fungi; Ascomycota; Sordariomycetes; Ophiostomatales; Ophiostomataceae. Gene Ontology annotation, molecular function: antiporter activity.